CCGCUGCAGGAUGAACUCUCUCGUGAAAUGGUGCGUGGGGCUGCUCGUGCUCGUCUCUGUGCUCCUCAACCUCGUUCUGAUCGUGGUCUACUCCCGCGGGACUCCCACGUGCUCGGCCCGGAGUAAACAUGAGCCGCGGGGGAAACAUGACAAGCGCAGUGGCGUGUUCGCGGACCUGAGCCGGGACGAGUACGCGCAGGUCCAGGAGUACAUGCUCCGACAGAAGGACCUGAACAUCUCCACGCGCCAGGGCACGAGACCGGAUGAGAACUUUCUUUUCCUCAUUGACCUGCGCGUGCCACGAAAGGCCGAGGUUCUGGAGUACCUGGACGCGCGCGGCCCCGCACCGCGCAGAGAGGCGACAGUAGUGGUCUUCUACGGAACCAAGGGCUACAUUAAAGAGUAUGCGGUGGGACCACUGCCCAACCCCAACUCCCACCGCGACGUGACGCGUGAGCGCUACGGCACCGAGCUGCCGCUGAGCGCGCGCACUGUCACCGUUGGAGAGUACAUUAUUCUGUUCAAGUUUCUGGAGGAGAAUGUGUUCCAGCCACUGUCACAUCUCAUGCUGGAGAGCUUUGGCAGGGACCACAAGCACGAGCUCAAUGCAUUUGAGCAGAUGCCGCGCGGAACACGUGCAGGAGAGCGCAAGACUUGGAUCUCGUUUUUCCGUGACCUGAGCGGCAUGUACAUCCAGCCCGUGGGCUUUGAGGUGCUGGUGAACCACCAGAGCAUCAACUCAUCACAGUGGCGCGUGGAGAGAGUGCUUUACAACGGUCAGUACUUUGCGUCAGUGGACGCGCUGCGGGAUGCGUACAGCGCGGGCACCGUGAAGAAGAUCGUCAAGGCGCCGUGGAAGGACUACGGCUCCCUGAAGCCCCGGACCAAAUCCCUGCAGCUCGGACCGCAGCUCGUGAGCCCCGAGGGCGCGCGCUACAGCGUGAGCCACAACCACGUGCUGUACAUGGACUGGAGCUUUGCCUUCGGGCUCAGCUCGCUCACUGGCAUGCGCGUGUUCGACGUGCGCUUCAGAAACGAGCGCAUCCUUUAUGAGCUGAGCGUGCAGGAGGCCAUGUCCGUGUACGGCUCAGUGACACCGGGGCUGGGUAUGACCAAGUUCCUGGAUUCCAGUAUCGGCAUCGGGCGUUUUGCGCAUGAGCUCGUGCGCGGCGUGGACUGUCCAUAUGAGGCUACGUACGUGGACACGUACAGGUACAUAGACGUGUCACAGCCCAUGCGCUUUCGGAACUCCAUCUGUAUCUUUGAGCUGUACCUGGGCCAGCCUCUGCGCAGACACUUUGCGGACUUCUUCCACAACAGUUACGGCGGAAUGGCGAACAGUGCGCUCGUCUUCAGGACCAUCACCGCCAUCGGAAAUUAUGAUUAUAUGUGGGAUUUUAUUUUCUACCAGACCGGCGCAGUGGAGGCCAAGGUGCACGCGACAGGAUACAUCUCCUCGUCUUUCCUCGUCCCGGGCAAUCUCAAACACGGGCACCAGGUGGCGCCAAACGUGCUCGGGAACAUACACACGCACUUCAUCAACUUCAAAGUGGACCUGGACGUUGCAGGAGUGAAGAACAUGUUCCAGACCAAAGACAUGGAGUACAAGAACAUAUCUCUGCCCUGGAUACCCGAGCAUCACGCCAUGGUCCCUCACCUGGUGGAGAAGACUGUGCACACUGAACAGGAGGCUGCUCUGCGUCACGGCUCGAAGACUCCACGGUACCUGCACAUCUCCAGUAACCAGACCAACCGCUGGGGCCACCCACGCUCCUACAGGCUGCAGGUGUACAGCUUCGCCGGGGACCACCUCCCUGAGAGUCAGCCUGAGGAGAGAUCCAUGUCCUGGGCCAGAUACAAAGUGUCCAUCACCAAACACAAGGACCAGGAGCAGACCAGCAGCAGCCUCUACAGUCAGAACAACAUGUGGAGUCCAGCGGUGGACUUCAGCACUUUUAUCCAGGACAACGAAAACAUCCUCAACCAGGACCUGGUUGCCUGGGUGACGGCUGGUUUCCUCCACAUCCCUCAUGCAGAGGACAUCCCUAACACUGUUACCGUGGGAAACGGGGGCGGAGUCCUGCUGCGGCCCCAUAACUACUUUAACGAGGACCCGUCCAUUGACUCUCCUGACAGCGUGUACCUGGGCCCCGGCUCCGAGAGCAGCUGUGACACCAAUCGCAUGGCCUGUCUGGCCCAAGAGACCUGUGCCCCGGAAAUGGAACCCUUCACCUACCACGGCUUUGAGGGCGUUAUGAAGUUUGAAGACUAACAGAAUGUGAUACGUGUCCAGAAACGUGAACUCUUUUAUUUGAUAUUGUAACGUUUGUAAAUGUCCAAAAUCAAAAGGGAAUCACCAGCACCACCCACAUAGAUCAGAAGCACCGCCACACUGUAAGCCGUCCAGAGAUGCCCACUGAGCAUCGCUACAGGGAACCAAUGCCUGACGAGGUUUUAGAUGUCACCCGUGCAUGUUUGAGUAAUCUAGCAAUCUCUCCUGAAAUUCUCCAUAAAUAUUCAAAAACAUGAUAUAAAACUGUAGACAAGAACUUGGCCAACUUCAGUACUUAUGACUUAUGAGUUAGUACUUCAUUAGCAGGAUGCACACUGACUGUGUUAUGAUAGUGCUCUGAAGGGGGAGAGACAUAGUGCAGAGAGCAAAGAGAAAGUGAAACUUAGUAAAUAUAUUAAUAUGUCGAUGAUGGUGAAUACAGCAUGUUCAAAAAAGGUAACAUGGUGAAUAUGUGGUGUGUUAGCAGUUAACCCCCCACAGCUCUUUAACAAGAGGGUGGAAUUUGUGUGAAGCAAGAGCCCUGACCGUCAUCAAACUAAGAUACUAACUAACUAACUAAAUGCAAAGAUAAAUACAGUAAGACUCUGAGCCUUCAUGUUGCACUGUGAACCUUUAGUGUGAGUAAUCCUCCACUGAAAGUGUCUGUGAAUACAGUUACUGUUGGAUCUGUCAGUGAGUGUGUAUGAAGAUGUGCCUGUGAGUACGACAAAGACUGUGAGCUGUGAAACACGUCUGAGAUACACUGAAAUCAAUACUCUGUUGUUUCUUCUUAAAGUAAAAUCCACAGUUCAGAGCUUUUAACCAUGUUCUAGUUGUUUCCCCUCACCAUUUGCUCACCUGUAGCUGUAUUUGGAGUACUUUGUGCAGCUUGAAUCACUUAUCUUCAAGACAGUAGAUGCCUGUUUUCACCUCACCAGUACAUGCACACUGCUCUAUACUUUGUUCUUCAAUUUUACUUUCUUAAUCUGUGAUACACAUAGGAAUCUGGAGCAUCAUUUUG
This is a messenger RNA of Boleophthalmus pectinirostris (great blue-spotted mudskipper), 3293 nucleotides long. Its product is annotated as primary amine oxidase, liver isozyme-like. Bases 11 to 2272 code for a protein of 753 amino acids. The transcript is spliced from 5 exons. Gene Ontology annotation, molecular function: primary methylamine oxidase activity; copper ion binding; quinone binding. Lineage: Eukaryota; Metazoa; Chordata; Actinopteri; Gobiiformes; Gobiidae. Gene Ontology annotation, biological process: amine metabolic process. Gene Ontology annotation, cellular component: plasma membrane. The record is from RefSeq and is a predicted model, not a curated record.